Molecule: messenger RNA, 1083 nt
Organism: Annulohypoxylon maeteangense
Lineage: Eukaryota; Fungi; Ascomycota; Sordariomycetes; Xylariales; Hypoxylaceae
Exons: 2
Coding region: 1-1083 (360 amino acids)
Source: RefSeq, a predicted model, not a curated record
AUGAAGUUCAUACAACGCCAAGUCAUCGCCGCCAGCCUCUGGCUCCCCUUCGCCCUAGGGGCUAUCAGAACCGACCUCCAACGUAGGAACGUUGAAGUUGCGGAAAUCGACAAAAACGCUCACAUCGAUCAUGAGAACCAAGAAAUUGUGUUCAAGGAAGGCGCCGACUUUGAGGAUGUCUUCCGAUGCACCAGAACUAGCGGGAAACGCCUUACAUUCACUGUAGACAAUACUGUCGCAGCUUGCUGUCAUCCCGGUCAAAGACUGCUCGGAACCCUGGAUACCGCAUUUGACUGCUGUGCCCCGGGUCAUACCUUAACUGGAACAGACAGGAAUGGCUAUAGGUGCUGCCCCCUAGGACAGUCCUACGACGGACUACGAUGCAGCGGUGUCUGCAAGAACGGAAGGGUCAUGGUUGAUGGGCAAUGUGUAUGUCCCGUGGGAACAACAUUGACUGCUGACGGCAGUUGCAAGGCGCUCGCGGGUUGCGAUUCAGGAAUCACUACUGGAUCAUGCUACCUCUUCAAGAUGGAAAACGGGCACACCUUCGGCUUCGACAGCGGGCAAACCUACUACAGCGCCGCCGACCACUCGAACCAACACCGCGUCGGCAAAUUCAAGCUGUGCAAGAACGAGCGAUGCACCCCCGGCAGCAGCGUGGACCCCAACGACGCGAUCCGGAUCCGGGACAUCCAGGGGACGAUAACGCAGAGCUCAGAAACGCAGGGGAACCGCUGGCUCAACAAAGCGUCGGACGGGAACCACGUCGGCCGAACCGCGCGGUACGAAGACGCGGGCCUGUUCACGAUCACGAAGUGGAGCUGUGGGAAGUACUGUCUCGGGGGGUUCGAGAACGGGGUCACGUACGCGUGUCCGAGCGAGACGCCGUCGAUUACGUUUACCUCGGACAGACAGGCGUGUACGCCUGUUGAGAUCGUAGAGGUCCCGUGUGAUGUCCAUUCCGUGGAGAAUAAUUGUAUGUGGGAGAAGACGCCGGGGACGUGUGGGCCUGGGACGGGUGGGAGUUGUCAUUGUCCUAAGGGGUGGGGGUUAGGGAGGCAUGAGUAUUUGGCUGUGCAGUGA